Molecule: messenger RNA, 798 nt
Organism: Arctia plantaginis
Lineage: Eukaryota; Metazoa; Arthropoda; Insecta; Lepidoptera; Erebidae
Source: the annotation of a GenBank genome assembly
AUGAGUGAGCGUGUUGUGGUUGAUAUUAGGUUCUUGGCCAUUUGGUGGCCAUUAAAAUGCCAAAUCACCAAGCGCCGUGCAAGAUUGAUGAUCGUCUUCAUUUGGAUCUUUGCCAUCGUCGUCACAACACCUUGGGUCUUCUUCUUCGAUAUGGUGGUUGUAUUUGAGGAUAACCCUAAUGUCCGGCUCUGCUUGGACGUAUGGCCCAACCCCUUGAGUGAAAUCCUGUACUUCGUGAUUGGAAAUCUUAUUUUCUGUUACAUACUGCCCAUGGUUCUCAUCUCAAUGUGCUACAUUCUUAUCUGGAUUAAAGUCUGGAGAAGAAAUAUUCCUACUGAUACCCAAGACGCGCAGAUGGAGAGAAUGCAACAGAAAUCCAAAGUAAAGGUCGUGAAGAUGUUGGUUGCUGUCGUUAUCCUUUUCGUCCUGUCAUGGUUCCCGCUGUAUCUCAUCUUUGCAAGGAUAAAACUUGGAGGACCUGUCCAAAAGUGGGAAGAAGAAAUGUUUCCUGUUGUUACACCUCUAGCUCAAUGGCUGGGAUCGUCAAACUCAUGCAUAAACCCGAUACUAUAUGCAUUCUUCAACAAAAAGUACAGGAAAGGAUUUGUGGCUAUCAUAAAGAGCAGGAAAUGCUGUGGCAGGCUGCGUUACUACGAGACUAUUGCCUUACAAUCAUCGAGUACCUCAACGCGAAAAUCUUGGCAUUACAACAACAACAACCAUCAGUCGAUCUCUCGACGAUCACCUCCUGUUGACAAGAACGCGGUGUCGUUUAUCUUCAACCACACGGGAGUGUAA